CUGCGGCUGGCACGGAACUGUCUGCUGCGCGUUGCGGGGGGACCGGAGAAGGGCUUUGCCUCCUCCCGGGUCUGUGGACGAAGCCCGGAGCCGCACACCAGAGAACUAGGCGGCGUCCCCGGCGGCGGAGCGUGCAGAGAUUUCCUCUGGGUCAUCCAAAAUGGUUUUGAAACGUACUGGAUAAGAACUGAGCCACCUGUCUGCGUGGGACUUCUGUACUCUCAGCUCCACUGUCUUCGGAUGGCAUUUUGACCGCACCAAAGCCAAGUGACGCACUGCUCAUGAUGAGUGACGAGAAGAACCUUGGGGUGUCCCAAAAACUGGUCUCACCUUCAAGGAGCACGAGUAGCUGCUCCUCCAAGCAGGGAAGUCGACAGGACAGCUGGGAAGUGGUGGAAGGGCUGAGAGGAGAGAUGAGUUACACCCAGGAGCCAGCCAUUCAAAAAGGAUUUUUGCUGAAAAAGAGGAAAUGGCCCUUGAAAGGUUGGCACAAGAGAUUUUUCUAUCUGGACAAAGGAAUCUUGAAAUAUGCCAAGAGCCAAACCGAUAUCGAGAGAGAGAAGCUGCAUGGCUGCAUCGAUGUUGGGCUUUCGGUGAUGUCUGUGAAAAAGUCAUCAAAAUGCAUAGAUCUAGAUACCGAGGAGCACAUCUACCAUCUGAAGGUCAAGUCAGAAGAAAUCUUUGAUGAGUGGGUAUCCAAACUCCGCCACCACAGAAUGUAUCGUCAGAAUGAAAUCGCCAUGUUUCCACAUGAGGUUAAUCAUUAUUUCCCCGGAUCCACUGUCACAGACUCAGCGUCUGGGGUCUUGGACUCCAUAUCAAGUAGGAAGCGUAGCAGUAUAUCAAAGCAGAACUCCAUUCAAACCGGAAGCAAUUUAUCAUUUUCUUGUGCUGGUGAGACACGAGUUCCAUUAUGGUUACAGUCUUCAGAGGACAUGGAAAAAUGCUCCAAAGACCUGGCUCACUGUCAUGCCUACCUGGUAGAAAUGAGCCAGCUCCUGCAGAGUAUGGACGUCCUGCACCGGACGUAUUCGGCGCCUGCCAUCAACGCCAUCCAGGGUACAGCUUUUGAAAGUCCCAAAAAGGAAAAAAGAUCUCACCGGAGGUGGCGGUCCAGAGCUAUUGGCAAAGACACUACAGGAACGCUGCAGGUCCCCAAACCUUUCUCUGGCCCAGUAAGACUGCAUUCCUCCAAUCCUAAUUUGUCAACAUUAGAUUUUGGAGAAGAGAAAAAUUACUCUGAUGGCUCUGAAACCUCGUCAGAGUUUUCUAAAAUGCAAGAAGACCUGUGUCAUAUUGCCCAUAAAGUUUACUUCACUUUAAGGUCAGCUUUUAAUACCCUGUCAGCGGAGAGAGAGAAGAUGAAGCAGCUGAUGGAACAGGAUGUCUCCUCCCCACCUUCUGCCCAGGUCAUCGGCCUGAAGCACGCCCUGUCAUCCGCUCUAGCACAAAACACAGACCUUAAAGAGCGCUUACGCAGAAUCCAUGCUGAGUCUCUGCUCCUCGAUUCCCCCGCUGCCGCCAAGUCGGGUGACAGUCUGGCAGAGGAAAACUCCAGAGAUGACAGCCGAGCUCUGGUCCAUCAGCUUUCCAACGAGAGUAGACUCUCCAUCACUGACUCCCUUUCCGAGUUUUUUGAUGCACAGGAAGUUCUGUUAUCUCCCAGCUCUUCAGAAAAUGAGAUUUCUGAAGAUGACUCCUAUGUCAGUGACAUAAGUGAUAACCUUUCCUUAGACAAUCUCAGUAAUGACCUAGAUAAUGAGAGACAGACCUUGGGGCCUGUGCUCGAAAGCAGCGGCGAAGCCAAGUCCAAGCGAAGAACUUGCUUGCCGGCACCGUGCCCCAGCGCCAGUGCCGUCAGCCUGUGGAACAUCCUGCGGAAUAACAUUGGGAAGGACCUGUCCAAAGUGGCCAUGCCCGUGGAGCUGAACGAGCCCCUGAACACGCUGCAGCGGCUGUGCGAGGAGCUCGAGUACAGCGAGCUCCUGGACAAGGCCGCCCAGAUCCCCAACGCCUUGGAAAGGAUGGUGUACGUGGCCGCCUUUGCUGUCUCGGCAUAUGCGUCUAGCUACUUCCGAGCUGGGAGCAAGCCCUUUAAUCCUGUUCUCGGAGAAACGUAUGAGUGUAUCCGUGAGGACAAAGGCUUCCAGUUCUUUUCAGAGCAGGUCAGCCACCAUCCACCUAUCUCUGCAUGUCACGCUGAGUCUGGAAAUUUUGUUUUCUGGCAAGACGUGAGAUGGAAAAACAAAUUCUGGGGCAAAUCCAUGGAAAUUGUUCCUAUUGGCACAACCCAUGUGACUCUCCCAGCCUUCGGAGAUCAUUUUGAGUGGAACAAAGUGACCUCUUGCAUCCAUAACAUCUUAAGUGGCCAGAGAUGGAUCGAGCACUAUGGAGAGAUUGUCAUCAAGAACCUGAAUGAUGACUCCUGCCACUGCAAAGUGAAUUUUAUCAAGGCAAAAUACUGGAGCACUAACGCCCGUGAGAUUGAAGGCACAGUAUUUGACAAGGAUGGAAAAGUUGUGCAUCGGCUGUUCGGGAAAUGGCAUGAAAGCAUCUACUGUGGGGGAUCGUCCUCGUCCACGUGUGUCUGGAGAGCAAAUCCCAUGCCAAAAGGCUACGAGCAAUAUUAUGGCUUCACACAGUUUGCCCUGGAAUUAAAUGAAAUGGAUCCAUUGUCAAAGUCUUUAUUACCACCUACUGACACUCGAUUUAGACCAGACCAAAGGUUCCUGGAGGAAGGGAACAUAGAAGAAGCUGAAAUACAAAAGCAGAGGAUCGAACAGCUGCAGAGAGAAAGGCGGCGGGUCUUAGAAGAAAACUGCGUGGAGCACCAGCCGCGGUUUUUCAGGAAAUCCAGUGAUGACUCCUGGGUGAGCAAUGGCACCUAUUUGGAACUUAGAAAAGAUCUCGGUUUUUCCAAACUGGACCAGCCUGUCUUAUGGUGAAAAAGGAAAGAAGAAUGAUACACCCUUAUACUUCUCCUGCGUUUGCUUUCUGAAGCCACAAAGCUGUGUCUAUGUAUUUAGAAGAAAUUAUCUAGAAUGAUCACCUGUGCUUAGCUUAGCAUUGUAAGUAGUAAAGUAUGUCUUUUCUUCAGUAGGUUUCUUUACAAUUUCAAAUGUUAUCACAAUUGUUUAUAUGAAUGUAGAACACCUUGAUAUUUCAUUUUAUAUAUAAACUAUUUAAUAAACAUGCAAGAUUGAAUGUUAAUGUGUGGGUUAAAAAAGAAGCUUUAACACUAAUUUUCCAAAGGUUAGGAAAAUUCAAAUUAAAUUUAUGCCUUAUAAAAUUGUGUUGGAGACAAAAAUUUAUCCAGGUGCAUUAAGAAAUAUCAAUACCCAAGGUUACUCACUCAUGCAUAAGCUACCCGAGUUUAAUUUGGUAACUCGGAUCUCUUUUUGGCUCCAGCAGCUCUGGAAUGGCUCGUAGGAAACAAUUCUGCUGGUGCUGGAGUCUGAAGACUAUUUGUAUUUGCAUUUUGGAGGUUGGGAGGAUGGUACAAGAGUAGUGGAAUGUAUAUUUUUAAUAUCGAACGGAUACGGCGCCUUCCUGAAGAGGAGGAAGCAUUUGAGCUCAUCCCUCCCUAGAGGUGUAUCGCCUUCUGUGCAAAAUUGUACCCUGUUAUGCAGAGAAAUUGUCAUCAGUCUGAGACAUUCCCAUUAAUUAAAUGCUAUAGUGGCAUCCCAGAGACAUGGUAGGAAAUUUCUCCUUAGUGAGAACUGAACUCUUGACAAGUUAAACUGUUUUCUGCUUCCCAUCCCAACCCCUGGGUUCCUCACCCUUUACCAUAGCUCUCUGGAGUAUGGAAUGUUCCAGUUUAGCCUAAAACAUACAGUGCAUUUCACACAACAGUUUGACUUUCUAAAAGUUUAGCAAAAUAACGGAUUAUUUUAAAUAAUGCAUUUUUCUUAAAUACUGUUUUGAUAUUUUCUACCUCUUGAUAACACCAUAUUUUAGAUCUUGUAUAAGAAGUUUGACCAUCUGCCUUAUAGACAAAUGUAGAGAACUGAUGUUCUUCUUUGUGUUGUGUUCUGAUAAAGCUUUGUCUUACCUCUUUCCUACACUUUCUUCUUACUCAUUUUACUCUUCUGUGAGUUUUGCAGCAGUCUUGAAUAAUACAGAUUAUAACUACUAAAAGGGGAAACUUUGCCUUUUCAAAUAUGUUACUUUAAUGUACAAUAAUACAAUUUGUGCAGUAGUUGAAGUGUGUUAUCAAAGCAAAGCCAACUUCUGCCCAGAUUACAUUAAAACCAAAGCCUAAUUUUUAAGCCUUUUAGUCUAAUGUCCAUAACAAUCCUAUGGAAUAUCAAGUAUAAUGGUGUAGUAAAAAGAUUUCUCCAGAAAAUGCUUACAGAUAAUUAAAUAAUUUCAGAGUGUGUAGAAUUCUGUGAAUGAAAAGUAGAAUUAAGUGAUGGGAAAAAAAGAAUGCAUGAUUUUUUCCAGUGUCACACCAAAUAAACAAGUAGUUGGACAGCAUUGCAUUUUCAAAAUGAAGUUAUUUAAAGUGGGUCAGUAGCCUUUUGGACUCUGCAAGUGAUUAGCAUUUAAAAACAAUAAAUGGCUCAUUAAAUA
This is a messenger RNA of Lontra canadensis (Northern American river otter), 4572 nucleotides long. It is a transcript of the gene OSBPL3, whose product is annotated as oxysterol binding protein like 3. The record is from RefSeq and is a predicted model, not a curated record. Gene Ontology annotation, cellular component: intracellular membrane-bounded organelle; perinuclear endoplasmic reticulum; plasma membrane. The transcript is spliced from 23 exons. Bases 282 to 2945 code for a protein of 887 amino acids. Lineage: Eukaryota; Metazoa; Chordata; Mammalia; Carnivora; Mustelidae. Gene Ontology annotation, molecular function: cholesterol binding.